AUGUCUUCAGGGUAUUCUGCCAACCAGUACGAAAAUGCCUUCAAGUCCCAGAGGAUGCAAAACUGGUGCCAGACAAAGCAUUUUAAAGAGAGACCUUCAGCCAAACAGGGUCAUACAAGCUUCAUAGUGGAUGACAGAGGCCAUCUGCUCCCAAGCAAAAAGAGAGACAGUUCUUGGUCGGAUUUUAAAGGUACUUGGGAGCUCCCAUCCCGGAUACCUGCUCCCAGUGUCUGCCCCACAGCGCGCUCCCAGCAGGGCUUGAACCGUCUCAAAGCAUGGGGCUUUAUAGAAUCACUCCCCAACAUGACGCCGACACCAGGGGGUGGCAGACACACAGAGGGCAACACAGACAAGGAAAGAAGAGACUGCACAUUUGAACAAUACCAGGCCAACCCAAUCACCACACCAGGAAUGCCCCAGAAACAGUGCAGGAGAGAGAGAGGGGACUCCAACCCAAAAACUGUCCGCUACAGGACGACACUCUGCUGCUGA
This is a messenger RNA of Periophthalmus magnuspinnatus, 492 nucleotides long. It is a transcript of the gene cfap126, whose product is annotated as cilia and flagella associated protein 126. Gene Ontology annotation, biological process: cilium organization. Gene Ontology annotation, cellular component: ciliary basal body. Lineage: Eukaryota; Metazoa; Chordata; Actinopteri; Gobiiformes; Gobiidae. The transcript is spliced from 5 exons. The record is from RefSeq and is a predicted model, not a curated record. Bases 1 to 492 code for a protein of 163 amino acids.